AUGGUGCGCGCGGACGCCCCGUCGUUCGUCCCGGCGUCCCGGCGAUCGUCCUCGGUCGACGCCGAGGCCGGGCGCGCGAACGCGGGCGUCGACGGGACGCCGACGGCGGAUGAUGAUGACGCAGAGGACGAUGUGCACGACGGCGCGACGACGACGAACGAGCUCGAGACGCUGCGAGCGCGGUUGCGGGCGAGCGAGCGCGAAUGUGAGAUCGUGCGCGAAGAGCGCGAGCGGUUGAAGGCGGCGGCGGCGCAGGCGGGACGGGUGGCGAAGGCGUACGCGAGUUUCGGGGAUGACGUGACGCGGCUCGAGCGGGCGCUGGAGGCGCGGGAGGAGGCGUUAGAGCGCGCGAAUGCGCGCGCGGUGACGGCGGAGGAGGCGCUGGGGAAGGAGAUGGAUGCGAUGGCGGUGGUGCGCGAGGAGCGAGACGGGGUGAAGGCGGAAUUGAGGGAGACGCUGCGGAAGGCGCUGAGCUCGGCGGCGGCGCUGGCGGAGGCGCGGCGCGCGAGGGAGGAGGCUUUGGCGAAAGCGCGGGAAGAGUUCGAGAUGGAGGCGGUGAAGAAGGUGGACGAACGCGUGCGGGCGGCGACGGAGGCGGCGGCGCGAGAGAAAUCGAAGAUUGAGGGUGAACGCGACGAUUUGCGCGCGGCGCUCGAGGCGUCAAACGCGCGCGCGGACGCGGCGCGCGACGAGUGCGAGAGCGUGAGAGCCGAGCUCGCGAGCUCCCGCGCGGAAACAUCAAUAUCUUCGAAAAUCCAAGAGGAGCUGGAGGAGCUCCGUCGGUUGUUGAGCGAGGAGGAGAAGAAACGAGAAAUGGCAGAGUCCUCCGCGGAAAGCGCCGCCGCCGCGCGCGCGCAAGUCGAGGAUGAACUCGUUCGCACGCGCGCGUCGAUGGAAGAAACGAAGGAGUCGAUGACGACAAUGACCACUGAAAUCGCCUCGAUGGUCGAGCUCAAGGCUCAGCUCGAGCGACGAGACGAUGAGUUGAGAAAGUCUCGCGAGGCGGAAAGCGCGCUGAGUCGAGCGCUGAGCGAAGCCGAGUCUCAGAUCCUCGAGUCGCGAAGGAAAGUCGAUAUCGUCGUCGCUCGCGCUGAGGCGGCAUCCAAAAUAUUCACUGAGAACGCAGCUGCGCUCCGUCUGGCGGACGCGAGAGCGGCGACGGCGGAGCUCGAGACGAGCGUGGCAGAGGAGAAGGCGCAGACGCUCGAGGCGCGGCUCGACCAAGCGCUCGAGGAGCGAGAGAACCUCGCGCGCGAGGUGGAGGAGCUCAGAGCGCAGCUCGCGGCGGCUCCCCGUACGUCUCCAGUCAAGCCGAACGCGCCAUCAGACGUGAUCGAGGCUUUGGAACACGAGCGACGCGCGCGCGCGCUCUACCAGAGCGACGCGCGCUACUGGCGCGAGCGAUUCGAGGCCACCCUCUCCACCUCCACUCCGAUGGCGCAACCGUCACCGCGAUCUCGAACUCCCGGUGAAGCGCUCGCCAUCGCCGCCGGCAUCCCUAGAACGCCCAGAACGCCCACCACCGCCGACAUCCGACCGCCAUCCAUCGCCGUCGACCCGACGGAGCGCGUCGCCGCGUCGCCGCCCGCCGCCGCGCCGUCCCUCGCCUCCGCCUCCACGGACGAGAACGCCCCUCCACCGAUCGUUGCGUCGCCGUCGACGAAAACCAACCCCAUCACGCGCGGACUCGCCGCGUAUUUCAAUCGUUAG
Molecule: messenger RNA, 1710 nt
Organism: Ostreococcus tauri
Lineage: Eukaryota; Viridiplantae; Chlorophyta; Mamiellophyceae; Mamiellales; Bathycoccaceae
Product: unnamed product
Exons: 1
Coding region: 1-1710 (569 amino acids)
Source: RefSeq, a predicted model, not a curated record